Messenger RNA from Eucalyptus grandis, 1072 nucleotides. RefSeq names its product partner of Y14 and mago. Gene Ontology annotation, biological process: exon-exon junction complex disassembly. The record is from RefSeq and is a predicted model, not a curated record. The transcript is spliced from 4 exons. Gene Ontology annotation, cellular component: exon-exon junction complex; cytoplasm. Gene Ontology annotation, molecular function: RNA binding. Lineage: Eukaryota; Viridiplantae; Streptophyta; Magnoliopsida; Myrtales; Myrtaceae. The coding region runs from base 67 to 762 and encodes 231 amino acids.
CCCUGACAAAAAUGCCCAUGUGGUCAGGUCUAGGCGAGCAGCGAGCGAGCGAGGCGAGCGCGAGCAAUGGGAAGUAGCAGUAGAGGGGAAGAUCAGUCGAACGAGAUGGCGGAGCUGAGCAAAACCCUAAAGGAAGGCGAGCGGCUCCUCGCCCCCAGCCGGCGCCCCGACGGCACCUACCGGAAGCCCAUCCGCAUCCGCGCCGGCUACGUCCCCCAAGAGGAAGUCGCCAUUUACCAAUCCAGAGGUGCUCUGUGGAAGAAGGAGAUCGCUUCACAGGAGCCUCCAGGCUAUGACCCAUCAUUGGAUGCAAAGCCUAAAACAAAGGCUGCAAAGAGGAACGAGAGAAAAAAGGAAAAGCGGCUACAGGCUGCUCUUGAUAAAGGUAAAAAUGUAGAAGCAGAUGUAGCUGGGAGCAUUGAUGAAGAGGAAAGACAUCCUAAUGAAGUCUCCAGUCAUGGACAAGAAUCUGUUAAACCGCUGACAACUCAGAUGAAUGAGCUCACUGUAUCUGCAAAUUCUGCCGGAACCAUCUCUUCCUCGGAUCCACAGGAGGGAACUAAUGUCAGCUGCCCAAGUCAAGAAAUUGAUAAAAGAAUUCGAGCACUUAAGAAGAAGAUUCGAUUAGCAGAAGGUCAAAAUCAGAAAACCCCACAGAAAGAUUUGAAGCCAGAGCAAUCGGAGAAAUUGACAAAGGUAGAAGCUUGGCGGCAGGAGCUAAAGCUUCUUGAGGAUAAGAAGGCUGAAUUGGUGACGUCGUGAAUUUAUUCUUGUAUUUGGCAUGAGAGAACUGUGCAGUUACAUUGUCCAAGCAAAAGCUAAGGUGGGGAGAGAGAGACUCCCCAUGAUGAAGAGCAGGUGUACUUCAAAAUCAUCUAAGUUGGCAGCGGUGAUGAUGCUGGGCCUCUCCAUAUCUGAUGUCAAAUUUGGUUUUCUCAUAAUUUUUUUUUAUUUUAAUUUUUCCUUUUUUCAUACGUUGGUCCUUGAAUUUAUUACUAAUUUAGAUGUUAAGUCAUGCCUCUCACGAGAGGCCGUAGGAUGAAUAUGCAUUGCGACACAGCGGAUUCAGAAA